Messenger RNA from Exaiptasia diaphana, 4022 nucleotides. Its product is annotated as ubiquitin carboxyl-terminal hydrolase 10-A. Gene Ontology annotation, cellular component: nucleus; cytosol. Gene Ontology annotation, biological process: regulation of autophagy; DNA damage response, signal transduction by p53 class mediator; protein deubiquitination. Lineage: Eukaryota; Metazoa; Cnidaria; Anthozoa; Actiniaria; Aiptasiidae. The record is from RefSeq and is a predicted model, not a curated record. Bases 101 to 2290 code for a protein of 729 amino acids. The transcript is spliced from 16 exons. Gene Ontology annotation, molecular function: cysteine-type endopeptidase activity; cysteine-type deubiquitinase activity.
CAUGGCGGAAAGUUGGUGGUAAAAAGUGUUCGUGUUUGAAGAAAUUUAGAAAUGAAGGAUCCUCGAAUAACUUAGCUAUUUUUCAUAUAAUAGCCUUGACAUGCCAAACCCCGUUGAGAACCUGUGCUUUGGAGACUUUUCUCUUGAAGACUGGCAUCACAUCCUCAGACAAGUCAGCUCAUCUCGACCUCCGGUUGAGUUUCUSUGCGAUCUCGAAUGCUCAGAUGACGAUGAAGCGUCGGCUCACAAAGAAGAKUUUGUAUGCAAUCCUGAUGCCAGCAAAAGUGUGCCAGCAGGCCUGGAGGACUCAGGAGUAGAGAUUGGCCUUGAGAGUGAGCAGGAAGGCCAAGCAGCCAGGAAUGAUACUCCMGUGUUGUUYCUGUCUGACAGCAAAGAAGAUGACAAAGGUGUCGUAGUUCAGUUUGGUGGAACAAGUGUCAUAGAAGAUAAGGAAACAAGCAAUGUUUCCAGCUAUCUUCAGGAUGCUGAAAACUUYCCACCUCUCGGGGGUCAAGCACAGAACGAUGAGCGUUCAAGGAAGCGUCGUAGGAAAAGGAGACAGCACCAGAGRUCGGGUGAUGUGCCAUGUUCCUCCAGUGAAGACAGUGAUAGGGAGAAGAGUCCUGCYAGUCUGAUUGACAGGACUCCACGAGUAAGAGGUAGUGCGACUGGUGGUGACAAGAGUUCUCCAACAAGUGCCCUUGAGCCAAGCAAGAGCACAGCAAAGAAUGGUGAAGAAUUGAAAGAGAGCAAGCCCACUGCAGGCAAGAAAGAAAGUGCUGACACMAGYAGCACAGAUACCAAGAGYACCACUGAAACAUUGCCAACAGCUGGAGAGAGCAGUUCAAACCACAGUGAUGUUGACUCCAAUAAAGAGAAARCUAGUGCAAGUAAAUCAGACUCGGAAAUCACAGUCAAAGCAAACAAACCAGCUUCAUGGGCUGAUUUGUUCAGAAAUUCAACCCCUAAGACUCCAGCUGUAAACUUGAUGGCCGUUAAAUCUUCUACACCRACUUCUAAAGAGAUUAAUGCCAACAAGGUAGAGGAUUUAACCCCUAAAGUUGUGGUUGUGGAAGAAGAYAUUAGAGCUUUGAAAACUGCAGAGACUCUAAAGAAACUCAAAUUGAACUAUGCACAGAARCCAGUGUUCCUCAGAGGACUGAUUAACAAGGCUAACUGGUGCUAUAUCAAUGCUACACUUCAAGCACUCCUAGCUUGUCCUCCCUUUUACAACCUYCUGAUUGAAAUCGAACCUUUGAAGAAUAAAGAGACCACCUGUACUCCAAUACUUGACAGCAUGGUGAGAUUUUCACAUGAAUUCAACCUCUUGCCAAAGUCAGCACCAAACAAAAAUGGCAAGAUUGAGUUUCGUACUGGUUCGUCCUUUGAGCCAARCUAUGUUUAUAAGAUGCUGACAACAAUAAAGAGCUCUCUGUCRUCAAAGGGACGGCAAGAAGAUGCUGAAGAGUUCUUAAGUUGUAUUCUGAAUGGCAUCCAUGAAGAAAUGCUACAAGUCUUAAAGUUACUAGAACCAGUGAAACCAGAAAUAACCAGUCCUGAACAAAUUGCAUCAGACAAUCCAAGUAUUGUUGCCGUCAAUGGUGAAGACCUGGAAGACAAUGAUGAUGCUGGAGACUGGGAACAAGUUGGACCGAGGAACAAGUCCAGCAUUACUAGAACGGCCAUUUUCCCUCAUUCCUUGGUGUCAGACAUCUUUGGGGGGUACCUACGUUCAUCGCUUCAUCAAACUGGAGCCAAGGAAUCAGCAAAUGUGGAGCCUUUCUUUGAUUUGCAGCUUGACAUUCAGAAUGUUACCUGCAUUGAAGAUGCUUUAACCCAUCUUGCUGUAAAAGAGGAAUUGCAGGGAUAUACCUGCUCCAAGACCAACUCGCAGAUUGACAUUUCAAGACGGGUGACAUUUGAAAGUCUGCCCAAAGUUCUCAUUCUUCACCUUAAAAGGUUUAUUUACUCAUCCAAUGGAAGUCAAAAGCUUUUGAAGCAUGUUGAUUAUCCUUUAGAACUUGUCAUUGGAAAAGAAUUGCUGUCACCAAGUGUGAAAACAAAGUAUAGUAUUGCACAGAAAACAUACAAUCUUCAGGCUGUCGUCUAUCAUCAUGGUAAAACACCAUGUGGCGGCCAUUACACUGCCGAUGUCCACCACCCUGUGCAUGGCUGGGUCCGUGCCGAUGACACUAAACUAAAAGUCGUGCCAACAAACCAUGUCCUCAAACCUAUCCAAGGAAAAGAUCCCUACCUACUGUAUUAUUACAGGACAGACCAAAUGGCAUGAAAAAUGUAUUUUUGUAACAGCUUCACUUUUCUAUGUUUACAUGUCAUCAAAGACUGAUAAUUAUUAUUGGGAAUGGAUUCUGAAUGCUGUCUGUUUGGUUUGCUUGUUUGUGCAAGCUUUUUUGGAAAUACCAAAGAUGUAAACUUUUUUGUAGGUCAGGAGAAGACUUGUUCUAAUUAUUGCAUGCACAUUGGAKAAUACAGCUUUCAUGUUUCACAGCAAAAACACUUAUAUUGCAAUUCCUACUUUGACUUUCUACAUUUGAUUUGUUCAUUAGAAAACUAAGCCAUACAUUUUGCCAUUGAUGGUACAAAAAACUAACAUUUCAAAGUUUUUACUUGCAGUAUAAGUGUUUUUACUGUCUGUUAAAUAUCAGCUUCAGGUACAAAAUAUUUACAUGUGUCUUUACACAAGCUUUAAAUUUGAUAAAAUCAUUUAUUUGGGAGGCUAAUAUUCAGCAAGUGAAACGUAAUAUGGAGGAAUUCAGCUGUGGCAAUAUACAACAGCAGUUAGUCAGAGUAUAAGGAGUUUAAAUAGUUCAGUAUUAUUCAAAUAAUCUCCUAUAUACUGUAGCUUCCAGCUCCAUUUAUGRUGCAGUGCCUUUGCAUUGYAUURAGGUGAUCAUUGAGCUUGCAAUGAUAGAUAUCUGUGCUUAAUAUUGUCCUAGGAAUCAGUUUUUACAAAGUCAACAAAUGUCUUUCCUGCUUUAUUUCAAAAUGGCACAAGAAUUGUGAAGGACACUAYUGCWAGGCAGWAYUAUAGACCCUUUGCUGUUUAUGGGAAAAUGCAGGUCCAACUGGAGGACAAAAGSGAUUCUAGUUCCCAAGAGAAGAAAAAUCUUCUGUUUUGUCCUCCGCAUUAAGCUGSUUUGACGUCAYAUGCAAKGGGUCUAUAGGAAAUAAUGUUUGCRUGUACAAUGUUUAAGUUUCAUCAUAGACUGUAUUAUUUUUGAUUCCUAUCCCAACCUAUCAAACCAGUAUGAUCAUUGUCAAUGCUAAUUACUAUAAUACAUAAUCAUACAUAAUCAUACAUUAUCUUACAUUAUCAUAAAUUAUCAUAACUUUGCAGUUAUCAAGUUAGUUUCUUUUUUAUUACCCCCAAAUAAAAGCCAUAAUUGUCUAAGAAUGAUGGAAUAUUAGUAAUCCAUUACGAUCUUUGAUUGACAAUUUUUUUUCCUUUUAAUUCCUGCUUUGUCGAUAGACACGUAAUAUUUAUUACACGUAGACUAAUUUUACACCUAUAAUAAUUACACAUAAAUACUUGUCGUUGAAGCCACACACUGUUCAAAUUUUUUUAUGUUUCUAUAAAAAUCUGAAACGAACUUGUAAGGGUCGCUCCCUUUGAACAGGAAAAUGGCAUAUUUUAAGAUCACAUAUUGUAGCUGAGAGCAAAUUCAAUUGCCUGAUGUAUUGUGAUUUAGCAGAGAUUUUGAAUUUGGUAGUAAUAUUUAACCCAUUAGGUCUGUGACGGAAAUGGAUUGGUUUAAAAAACUUUAAUAUCAAUGUUAGACAGCUAAGACUUGUAAGACUUUGCUUGCACAAAGCUCGACUAACAGCAGUUUUGUUUUAUUUGUACCCACAAUUUAUGAUCAAUAGUUCUUCACCGGUGCACUUURCCCAACUUGGUAUUACACAAGCAAAGUUUGACGUUAAAAGGGAUUUCAAACGGAGUUUUUUUCCACAAUUGCUGUUUUGGUGAGCUUCAAGCAAAGUUGAUAAGUUAUUCUAAAAUA